This is a messenger RNA of Penicillium cosmopolitanum, 915 nucleotides long. RefSeq lists its product as uncharacterized. NCBI's taxonomy places the organism in Eukaryota, Fungi, Ascomycota, Eurotiomycetes, Eurotiales, Aspergillaceae. The coding region runs from base 1 to 915 and encodes 304 amino acids. The record is from RefSeq and is a predicted model, not a curated record. Gene Ontology annotation, cellular component: cytoplasm. The transcript has 2 exons.
AUGCCUCCACCGAUAAUUCCACAGGAAAACAUUGAAAAUGCUCUAAGGAAUAUCGUACCACGCAUACAACAACAUGUUAAAUCUCAAAUCAAUGCCUCGCAAAACACUCCAUUUGUUCUGGGGUUAACUGGUCUCCAAGGCAGUGGGAAAUCCACCUGGACCGACGCCCUGGUCCAGUCUCUCAACGAAAUACAUGGCUACAAGACCGUCAACAUCUCCCUCGACGAUCUUUAUCAUGACCAUGAUGAGCUUGUGCGAAUACGGACAGAAAACCCAUCCAACAAACUCCUACAGACGCGUGGUCAGCCUGGGACGCAUGAUACCGAGCUCUCGACCGAUACUUGGAUCCCAUCUUUUGACAAGAGUCUAUUCAACGGCGAAGGUGGAAGAGCAUCGGAAGAGAAGUGGCAUCGAAUUCCCGCUGGAACCACGAUCGACGUGAUUGUUUUCGAGGGAUGGUGCGUUGGAUUCUCACCCCUUGACGAGGUGGAUGUUCAACGGCGAUGGGGCGAAACGACACAAAAAGGAGAUUCAGUGAAAUAUCCAACUGAAACUUUGAAGGAGCAUUCGGUUGAGAAUUUACUGCGUGUGAAUGAAAAUCUGCGUCAAUACUACAACCUGUUCAUGGGACCACGACAUUUCGAUUAUCUCGUUCAUCUCGACACGGACGACCUGGUGAAUGUGUAUGAAUGGCGGAUACAGCAAGAGCAUGCACUUCGCGCGAGGACCAAUAGCGGAAUGACUGAUGAAGAAGUUGUGAGGUUCGUUAAAGGAUAUAUGUCUGCUUAUGAGCUGUAUUUGGAUCAACUGCGGAAGGGGUUCUUCCAACUUGAUCAAUUUUGCAUUGAUAAGGGACAGCUCCGAGUGGUUUUGGAUCAACAGAGAAAAGUGACUGAGAUGUUAACCUUUCCUUGA